GACAGUGAACAGCAUUCCCGCUCUGCGUGCCUGAAAACUGAGUUUACUCCACUCUGCAUGGCUGCAGUCUGCGGAUGACACAUGCGUGCCGAGGCAAACUUAAGCUGUGGAUGACAUUAACAGCUGAGGCAAGCAAAGUGGACAUCUUUUCUUAAAUCUUACUAAUCACAAAAUAAUUAAAGGAUUUUAGUAAAAGUACAGACUGAAGUAAGAAGACAUUAGUUUUUCUAUUUUUGCUGAUCUGGAUUUGCUCAGGAGUGGCUGACAUAAGGAGCAGGAGGGAAGAACCCAAUCCUUCCUAAUUGAGGAUUUACUCAACUGCUUGGAUUUUAACUUUUCAGUAGCCUAUAGCACUUUUUGGUUUAGUUUGGAUCUGCUUCAGCUCUUCUUUUCUCCGUUGCACCAUGAAGGGAUAAAUGAUCACCUCAACCAGAAGGGUGUCUCCUGAUAAAUCUGAAGUUAGAAUAGCCUUCAGCCUCGAUGACACAUCAGAUAUAAAAGAUGUGGAAGAUCUUUCACAGGCCUUCCCUGACCUUGAACAACGUUUACAGCCUGUGUUACCUUGCAUGUCCCUAAGAGAGAGUGUUCAGGUGUACAAAGAGCACUGCAGGAUGGCCAGAGAGUUCCAUCAUGUAAAACACGAGAUCUCUGUCCUCGAGGAACGCAAGCGAAAGUUGCUGGUGGAUUUGGUGGAAGAUGAGAAGGUAGCUGUAGAGAUUGCCCGUCUCGAGGAGGAGUUUCAGCGCUUAACGGAGGAGAACCACACAUUGAUGACCCUCCACAGUGAACGCAGGCAGCAGCUGGAGAGGCUUUGCCUCACCAAUCGAACAAGGCAAGACUCCUCUUGACCUCCGACUUCCCAGAAACUGAGUCUAUCAGACUUUCACCUGACACCAGACCAGUGGCCAGGAGACUGUUUUCAUGUGCAGUCUUUGAAUUGUCUAAUUACACUGACAGGACCUGUUUCUAUGGAUAAUCUGAGUCACUUAUGUGAACCUCAGAUGUAAGCUUGUCAUCACUGAGAAGUUGUUAGUAAUUCGUCAGCAAUGACAGAUUUUUAGUGUGCUGUUUUGUUGUUUGUUUUUUAUUUUAUUUGCUGAACCAUAAUGGUCAUAAUGACAGAACAAUGCAUUGCAAAAGUAUUUAUAUCAUGUGAACUUUUCUACAUUUAGUCACAUUAUAAUUGCAAAAUUCAAUGUAUUUUAUCUAAAAUUUAAGUGGUAGGCCAACCUAUUCGGCUUGCACUCAACCUAAUUCACUUUCAUAGCCCUAAAUAACAUGCAUUUGGCUUUAGGUGUCAAUCACAGUUAAUCUGUGUAAUGUGCUUCUUUAUUCAAUUGCUCUGAAUCAACUUUUGUUAAACCAUUUUUUGGUGCAGUUACAAUUGCAAGUUAUCUGGGUCUCUUUGGUAAAAUAUACUCAGCAUCUCCAAUCGAAAUAGUUCCUAUUGGAUCCCUGCUGGAUUCAGGUCUGCACUUUGACAAAGACCUUCUAAAACAUAACCAUGCUCUUAUCUAAACAGUUCCCUUUUUGCUUAGAUUGUAUGCUUAAGUUUUUUGCAGCAUCUAGUAUGAUCUGUUUUUUGUUUGCACUGUUUUGAAUUCUAAAGAAAACCCAUACAAAAGGAAGAUGCUGCCAGCACCCUGUUUCACAGUGGACAUGGUGUUUUGAGGUUGAUUUGUAUUUUAACCAUGCAGUGUACAUACAAUGUGUGUAAAAAGGUUCUACUACAGUCUCAUCUGACAAGAAGUGCUUCUUACACAAGUUUACUUUGCCCCCAAAUGACCUGGCAAACUUCAAUGUCUCUCUAAAAACAAUAGUUUUUUCCACUAUUCUAUAAGAGCUCAAUUUAUGGAAUGUACCACUAUUUUUUUUUUUUACAACAAAUUCUCCCAUUUUAGAUGUUUAUCUCUGAAGCUCAUCCAAAGUUAUCAUGGGCCUCUUAAGUGCUUCUCUCAGUACUCAUUCUGCCCAUCAUGUGGUGAGUUUGAGAUCUUGGUUGAUUGGUUGAAUAGCUUUAAGGUCAUAUAAUGCACUGGAUUUUUUGUGACUGACCUGAUUUUGCAAACCAAUUUCAGGUCUUGUGAAAAGUCAGAUGCUUCAUCUAAGGGAGCAAAAUGGACCAUUUUGGCUAUGAUCCAAAAUGUUAUCACAAAUUUCAGUGUUAGAAACUCUGUGAGGAAAAUGAAGGGAUGCAAGAAUAAAAAAUAAUCUAUUAGAAGUAUCUGCUGACAGAGUUGUAAAUUAUCAUUUACAUUUUGUGAUGAGUGGUGUAAGUGUAACAGUGUUAUCCUGUAAAUAGGAAAGUAAACAAUGUCUGUGUUUGUGUUGUUUUUUUUUCCCUCUGAUA
Messenger RNA from Poeciliopsis prolifica (blackstripe livebearer), 2350 nucleotides. RefSeq names its product MAP3K7 C-terminal-like protein. The transcript is spliced from 5 exons. Bases 417 to 848 code for a protein of 143 amino acids. Lineage: Eukaryota; Metazoa; Chordata; Actinopteri; Cyprinodontiformes; Poeciliidae. Gene Ontology annotation, cellular component: cytosol; nucleus. The record is from RefSeq and is a predicted model, not a curated record.